AUGGCACCACAAACUAUAGCUAUGAUACCUACACCGAUAGCUGCUCCAUUAACCUUAUCAAGUCCUAUUGCUGCAGCACCAGCGCCAUUUAUGACUUCAGCACCACUACUGGCAUCAGCUCCUGCAGUGGCACCAGCUCAAGUGGUAGCAUCGGCUACCGCCAUGGCAACAGCUCCAGUAGUAGCUCCAGCUUCUGCAGUAGCCCCGGCAGGAGCUCCAGUACUGGUUCCAGCUCCUGUAGUAGCUCCAGCUCCCGUUGUAGAACCGGCACCAGCUUCAGUUUUGGCUCCAGCUACUGUAGUAGCCACACCCUUGACUUAUGCUACGUAUCCCUAUCACCAGCCCCGAGUUGAAGUCCGCAAUAAGAUAAGCACUCGCACAAAAGAAAAAGGACAAUUCUCUGGAACUGCUAUGAAGUCAGGCUUCCCAACACUUUUAGAUGAACCAGUUCAACGAAAAUUGUUUGAAGCUAAAAAGACUGCCAAAGCCGUGGAGAAAAGUAGAAACAUAGCUAUGUUAUGA
Strongylus vulgaris is the source of this 522-nucleotide messenger RNA. NCBI's taxonomy places the organism in Eukaryota, Metazoa, Nematoda, Chromadorea, Rhabditida, Strongylidae. The record is from the annotation of a GenBank genome assembly.